Molecule: messenger RNA, 282 nt
Organism: Pelobates cultripes (western spadefoot toad)
Lineage: Eukaryota; Metazoa; Chordata; Amphibia; Anura; Pelobatidae
Source: the annotation of a GenBank genome assembly
AUGGCGGACGCGCCAUGUGAAGGCAGCUUAGCGACUUCCAUGAAGCGCCUGGACGAAAUCUUCGUCAACUUCUGGCGCAAACUCGCCGUCAGGCAAGAGCAACGAGAGGAGAGGGAACGGGGCUACAGCUCCCUGCAAGGCUUGCCUCCUGCCACCCACCGACCUGCUAAACAUGUAACCCCACGCCACGCAAGCUACACCAGCGGAGGCGACGCAACUGACCCCCAGGCACUUACAGGAGCCCAAAAGCGACCAAAAUUCAACACCGCAAUCACGGGCUGA